AUGCAGAAAGUCGCCAUCUUAGUAGUACUGGUCGGAGUUGCAAGCGGGAUAAACUGCCCUCCGUUAACCGUUCUUGACGGAGCGGUAAUUUACAGUCUUCCUUUGAUGGAAGGAGGAUAUCCUGAUGGAACGACUGCGCAGGUGAUGUGCAACGUGGGAUUCCACCUGGAAGGAAUAUCAAUCACCCUCUGCAAAGAUGGCAACUGGCAACUCGCUCUAGGUGUGUGCAAGGCGAAUACCGAAGCGUCAACAACUCGUGGUGGGUUUUGCUCAUUCCUGAAAGCUGCAGUUGCAUUUCACGUUUUACCCACUCAAUGCCCGCCGAUUAUCGCUGCUGGUGGAACAGCCACCUAUGACACUAACGACCGUAAUGGUACAGAUGAGUGGCUCAAACCUGAUGGUUCUAUGGUCAGCAUUACUUGUGAUCGGGGUUUCGAGCUUGAUGGCGAGUCUCAUUCAACAUGCAUGAAUGGCGUAUGGACGCCGCCCAUUGGAUUUUGCAAGCUGAAGAUUUGCACCAACUCAUCACCUGUCUUCAGCGACUGCCCUAGUAUGCCAUCCCCGGCUGGUGCUUCACUAACUUAUUCGAACCACAGCGCUUCGGCAAUGACGUUUCCAACAGGGACACUAGUCGUUAUGGAUUGCAACCCUGGUAGUGUUGAAGGUCCUGCAGCUGCCUCGUGUUCAAACGGAACCUGGAUCCCACCCACUCUUGGAACAUGUUCUCCAAUAGCGAUGAAUGUUACUGAAAAAUGCCCAGCCCUAGUGGUUCCCAGCGGAAUGGUCGACUACAGCGAUCCCGACAUAUUGAAAGUGAGUGCGCACUCGAAUAUUUCAUACCUCAUUCAACGACUCCUAAACUUAUCUUUAUGUAUUAGGUGUGUGCAUUAA
Haemonchus placei is the source of this 891-nucleotide messenger RNA. The record is from the annotation of a GenBank genome assembly. Lineage: Eukaryota; Metazoa; Nematoda; Chromadorea; Rhabditida; Trichostrongylidae.